Messenger RNA from Cyprinodon variegatus (sheepshead minnow), 3011 nucleotides. RefSeq names its product MAGUK p55 subfamily member 5-A-like. The record is from RefSeq and is a predicted model, not a curated record. Gene Ontology annotation, biological process: establishment or maintenance of polarity of embryonic epithelium; morphogenesis of an epithelial sheet; establishment or maintenance of epithelial cell apical/basal polarity. The transcript has 17 exons. The coding region runs from base 297 to 2288 and encodes 663 amino acids. Gene Ontology annotation, molecular function: protein binding. Lineage: Eukaryota; Metazoa; Chordata; Actinopteri; Cyprinodontiformes; Cyprinodontidae. Gene Ontology annotation, cellular component: plasma membrane; adherens junction.
AGAAGGAGGGGCAACAGGAGGAGGUCUGCUCCCCGAUCAAACAGCAACAAGUGUUCGGAGUGAAACUAGAAGGGAAGACAGAUUGGAUCUGGACCUGGACCCGGUUCUGGUUCUGGUUCCGAACCGUUGCCCCGGGCCGCUGCCUCCGGGCUGUAGUGGAUCUCUCCGGCCGCAGAGGUGUCAUGGCCGCCUCUGUUAGUCGGCUGCCCUCCUAGACCAUUACUUGUUGGACCUAACAGAGCCUCAGCACCGUGGAGCGGGUUGAACCGUCGUUUGGCGCCCAAAGCGCGACCAGGAUGACCACCUCCCACCUGAACGGGCACGCCGGCGGGGAGGGAGGAGGACGAGGAGGAGACGAAGAGCAGCACAGGGAGAUGGCCGUAGACUGUCCAGGAGAGCUGGGGAGCCGGACUCUGCCGGUCCGCCGCUCUGCUCAGCUGGAGAGGAUUCGGCAGCACCAGGAGGAUCUUCGGCGCCGCAGAGAGGAGGAGGGUCGGCAGCUGGACCUGAACACCUCGCUCCGACUCAGGAAGCUGUCCCAGAACCCCCACGUCGGGAUCGACAACCCGUCCUUCCUUCAGGACUCGCUGGGCCCGCAGCAGCCGGCGCCAGGCGGCCCGCAGAGCCAAGCGCUGCUCGAGCUGGAGGAGCUGCUGCUGUCGCUGAAGCAGGUCCGAGGCUUCCUGUCGGACCAGCAGAGUCAGAGCGACGUGGAGCUGGUGCUGACUCUGCUGAGCAAGUCGGACUUCCAGUCGGCGCUGAGGAUCCAUAAUGCUGUGGCCUCCAGCAUGCACCAGCCGUCUCCUCCGUACCCCCAGAGCCAGCAGGCGCUCCCACUGGCCAUGGAGGUCAGGAACCUGCUGCAGUCCAGCCACAGUAAAGAAGGCGUGGAGCUGCUCAGCCUGCUGUCGGACACGCGCCUCCAGUCCCUGCUUCUGGCGCAUGACAGCGUAGCAGAGAGGGAGAUGGAGCCCGAGUCUCAGCCGGUGGAAGGAGAGACUCUGACCCAGUGGGGAGGGGAGACGGUGAAGAUCGUCCGCAUAGAAAAGGCUCAAGAUGUUCCUCUGGGAGCAACGGUUCGCAAUGAGAUGGACAGCGUCAUCAUCAGUCGCAUCGUGCGGGGAGGAGCGGCUGAACGCAGUGGGCUCCUGUCUGAGGGAGAUGAAAUCCUGGAGAUCAACGGCAUCGAGAUCAGAGGGAAAGACGUCAACCAGGUGUUCGACAUCCUGGCUGACAUGCAUGGCCUCCUGACCUUUGUGUUGAUUCCUAGCAAUCAAACCAAGCCCCCCCCUGUUAAGGAGACGGUGGUCCAUGUGAAGGCCCACUUUGACUACGACCCCUCUGAUGACCCCUACGUGCCAUGCAGAGAGCUGGGCUUAUCCUUCCAGAAGGGAGAUAUUCUCCACAUUAUCAGCCAAGCAGAUCCCAACUGGUGGCAAGCCUACAGAGAUGGCGAUGAGGACAACCAGCCACUAGCUGGACUGGUCCCAGGGAAGAGCUUCCAGCAGCAAAGAGAAGCCAUGAAGCAGACCAUAGAAGAAGACAAGGAAUCCGAGAAACCAGGAAAGCUUUGGUGCGCCAAGAAGAACAAGAGGAAAAGAAAGAAGCUACUGUACUCCCAGAGGAAUGAUGACCCUGAAGAGGAAAUUCUAACCUAUGAGGAGAUGGCUCUGUAUCACCAGCCGGCCAAUAGGAAGCGUCCGAUCGCUCUGAUUGGUCCAAACAGCUGUGGGCAGGCGGAGCUAAGACAGAGACUCCUCAACAACCAACCAGAACGCUUCGCUGGAGCCGUGCCUCACACAACGCGGAGCCGGCGUGACGGCGAGGUCCACGGCAGGGAUUACCACUUUGUGUCCCGUCAGGCCUUGGAGGCGGAGCUAGCAGCUGGGAAGCUGAUCGAGUCUGGCGAGUUUGAGAAAAACCUCUAUGGAACCAGCACCGACUCUGUGAGGCAGGUCAUCAACACUGGGAAAAUCUGCGUGCUCUGUCUGCACACACAGGCCCUGAAGGUUCUGAGGUGCUCCGACCUGAAGCCCUACAUCAUCUUCAUCGCCCCGCCCUCACAGGAGAGACUCAGAAUGCUGCUGUUAAAGGACAACAAGAACCCAAAGCCCGAGGAGCUGCGUGACAUCAUUGAGAAGGCCCGGGAGAUGGAGCAGAGCUGUGGCCACCUGUUCGACGCCAUCAUCGUCAACACAGACCCAGACAAGGCCUACGCUGAGCUGCUGCGGCUCAUCAACAAGCUGGACACCGAGCCGCAGUGGGUACCGUGCUCCUGGCUGCGCUGAGCCCAGCAGGACCAGCUGCUGCCAUGGAAACCUGACUGAAAUCACACCCUUCAAGCUGUCAUUAAUGUUACGUCUCCCAGACGACACUGAAAGGAAGCUAGGUUCUACAGAUGUCCGGCUACGCAAAUUACAGCUUAGGCUAAAACACAAUGCCAUUUUAACAGAAAGAUCCAUAAAACUGAACUUUAGUUUCGUUCUUUGGAAACUAAAAUUGAUGUGCAAACCUUUAUUUAAUCACAUCAAACGGACGAGGCCCGAACCUUUAUUAAAUCGCAUCAAAGGGACGACGCCCCAACCUUUAUUUAAUCACAUCAAACGGACAACGCUAAGACCUUUUUUUAAAUCGCAUCAAACGGACGACGCCCGAACCUUUAUUAAAUCGCAUCAAACGGACGGCGCUUAAACCUUUAUUAAAUCGCAUCAAACGGACGUCGGUAAAACCUUUAUUUAAUCGCAUCAAACGGACGACGCCCGAACCUUUAUUAAAUCGCAUCAAACGGAUGACGCUUAAACCUUUAUAAAAUCGCAUCAAACGGAUGAUGCUAAAACCUUUAUUAAAUCGCAUCAAACGGACAACGCUUAAACCUUUAUUAAAUCGCAUCAAACGGACGACGCUAAAACCUUUAUUAAAUCGCAUCAAACGGACAACGCUUAAACCUUUAUUAAAUCGCAUCAAACGGACGACGCUAAAACCUUUAUUAAAUCGCAUCAAACGGACAACGC